Messenger RNA from Capronia coronata CBS 617.96, 1656 nucleotides. RefSeq lists its product as uncharacterized. NCBI's taxonomy places the organism in Eukaryota, Fungi, Ascomycota, Eurotiomycetes, Chaetothyriales, Herpotrichiellaceae. The record is from RefSeq and is a predicted model, not a curated record. The coding region runs from base 1 to 1656 and encodes 551 amino acids. The transcript is spliced from 3 exons.
AUGUCGCGGCAACUUCUCCCUGCACUGCUCACCGACUGCGUCGCCGUGGCGCCAACCAAUACCCAAGUCACCACUGAGGGAGCCAAUGCUUCUCCGUCAGACUUCGACUUUGCCUCCUACCUUCGUACCAUUGAUUCGGCGCAAAGAUAUGUUUUGACGGAAAUUGCAAGCCGGCCAGCUUCGGUCAUGGUUAGAGCACGCAAAGAACUCCAGCAGGGAUCGAACCUUGGACAAAACCUCGCCCAGAACUUUGGGGCUUUCCCCCACCAUGAGAAUCUGAUGCUCACCUACCGCCCCACUUCUACGCCGUAUUCUUCUGAUGUGGGCAGCAGCCAGCCUGAUCCUUUGCAAUUGGAGUACGUGGCACUGUCACUAUUUGUCCGGCCAGAAUAUCAUGGAUCUUCGCCGCACAAACUCUUGAUCAGGUCUCUAUCAAGACUCCCUCCACAUGACAAGUUAUUGGUGCCACCGGGAGGUGCGCUAUAUCGAGUCGCGAAGAAGACGGGCGUGAAAAUCCCAGAGCCGCUUCGAUAUGACGCCUGGGCAGGAGUCCUGACGACAUCGUACCUGGGUGAACUCUGCUCCUUGUCAAAGUUGUUCGGCUGUAUCUUUUCUGCCAACACGACUCCCAAUGUCACACCACCGUUGGGACCGGCAAUCCGUGAGCUUGUGGGUUGCGAGAAUGCAUCGCAGAUGUUCUUCACAUCUGCAGGCCAAAGUCUCGGCAAAUUCCUUGCCAAACUCCAUGCCCCCAAAACCGCCCAGCGUCUCCGACGUGUGAUUCCCAACGUGUCCAACAGAACACCUGGAAGAUCGGAGCGUGCAACAAGGACGAUACGGGAGGCAAUCGACCAGAUGAGAGACCAUCUCAAGGCCUGGCGGUCUUUUUUUGCCACCAACACUGAGUUGAACGACAUCUGUUUAUUCAGUCAUGGAAACUGCGACUUUGAGUCUGUCUUUGUCGAGGUGCCGCUCGAGCAGGGAGCGGCGUAUGGCCCUCCAGGAUUGAUCAACUGGACUGAUGCGGGGUGCUAUGGCAAAGGCAUUGUCGACGAUCUUGCUCGGCUCAUGGCGGACUUGGAGAUGUACAAAUCAGUCUUCGAGCAUCACAUCGCGUUGAAGGAUGCCGGCAUCAACGUUGACGGCCUUUUGGACCUGGAUUCCAUCGGCUUAGCUUUGAGCUACCUGAAACGCGGUCUGAAAGCGGGAUACAAAACCAAGAGCAAGUUGUACUCGACCUUUCACCUCAAGCCCAUGGCCCAAAGGACUCCAUUGGAAAGAUUGAACCACAAGGGCCUUCUCGAGAACACGUCCUUGAUGUCACUGGAACGAUCCACGUACCUCGCUCACGGUCUUCGAAUCAUCAACCUGGCAUUCGAGAAGACAUGGCCAUGCAUUGAUCCGUCGUGCACUGUGGACGGACAGCACACUAGCGUCAAGGAGGAUUGCAAGGUGGUCCAGUUGAUGGUGCGGCGAGGCCUUUGGUUCUUGCGAAUGGCAAGGGUUGACGAAGCUACAUUCUGCAAUGGCGAACACAGACAGAACAUUCACCAGGGGGUAGAUUGGCCUGGGUGUGGACGACCAUGGUUGCCGGAGAUGUUCACCGAAGAAGCUCGCGGACCAUGGUACAAGUUUGGCAUGGGACGUGGUCAUUGA